Molecule: messenger RNA, 2179 nt
Organism: Anarrhichthys ocellatus (wolf-eel)
Lineage: Eukaryota; Metazoa; Chordata; Actinopteri; Perciformes; Anarhichadidae
Product: clavesin-1-like
Exons: 8
Coding region: 873-1853 (326 amino acids)
Biological process (GO): lysosome organization
Cellular component (GO): trans-Golgi network; endosome; membrane
Molecular function (GO): phosphatidylinositol bisphosphate binding
Source: RefSeq, a predicted model, not a curated record
CUGACGUCUUCUCGGAGCACAAAGUGAAAAACGCAUCUCGGUGAGAUGCUGCUUCAGAGCCCUCACGGAUCCAGCAGGGCGGGCUUCUGUCUCCUCUGACUCCUCCAGGGAACGCUUUCUAUUAAUAACUGUUUGAUUCUCUUCCGGCUCCUUUAUUUUUUAAUUUGCACUGAGAUCUCUUUUCUUUUGUGUGUGUGUGUGUCCGAUGGCCACCACCGUCCCCAGCAUCAGCACCACCACCUCCACCGGAGGGCCGUCGGGCCAGCCAGGACGGCCGGGAUUCAACCAGCACACCUAGCAGGUCGCUCCACUACCCAGCUGCCUUAACUGACCUUUGAAGAACAACAGGACUCUUCUUCAUCUUCAUCAUCAUGAGGCAUCAGAGAGUCCACUGAUCGAACCAGAAUCCUAAAGAUGACAGAGAGCCGGAGGAGGAGGGAGCCGAGAGACGCAGGACGGCAACAAAACUAGGACAAAAAGGAUGUGAAUGUGACUUUUUUAUCUUAAUGCUGUUCAUUAAACCAAACGUCCCCGAAACAAACUCAACAUUUCAAUCCAGCUGUAAAAAACAACAACGUUCAGCUUCCUCAGAAAACCAGCGAUGUGAUUGGAAGACAGCAGCGACGAUUGUUGAUUCACGAUUAUUAGCAUCCAACACGACCACGAUUGUCUCCUACUGACUUUUAUUUUGUAAAUAUGGAGUUUUAAAAUUAAAAGACAGCAAAUAAGAUUGUGUCAACCAAAUCAACAACGAAGCCACAAGAUUGUACAUCUCAAACCAAACCGUGCGUUGGAUAGAAACGAGCCGAUCUAAGGGACUACAGUUCGGAAACAGAGGACACACAUUUUUUUGGACGUCGGGAAUCGAACUCAUGAUGACUCACCUCCACGCCGGCCUGAACUCGGAGACGACGGAGAAGGCUCGCUUAGAGCUCAACGAGAACCCCGACACGCUGCACCAGGACAUCCAGCAGGUGCGGGACAUGAUCGUUACACGGCCCGACAUCGGUUUCCUGCGGACGGACGACGACUUCAUCCUCCGCUUCCUGAGAGCCAGGAAGUUCAACCAGACGGAGACCUUCAGGCUGCUGGCCCAGUACUUCCAGUUCAGACAGCAGAACCUCGACAUGUUCCAGAGCUUCAAGGUGGACGACUCCGGCAUCAAACGGGCGUUGAUGGACGGAUUCCCCGGCGUGUUGGAGACUCCAGACCAACAUGGCCGAAAAAUACUCAUUCUGUUCGCCUCCAACUGGGACCAGAGCAGGAACUCCUUCACAGACAUCCUGCGGGCGAUCCUUCUCUCUCUGGAGGUUCUGAUUGAGAACCCUGAGCUCCAGAUCAACGGUUUCGUCCUCAUCAUCGACUGGAGCAACUUCUCCUUCAAACAGGCCUCCAAGCUCACGCCCAACAUCCUCAAGCUGGCCAUCGAGGGCCUUCAGGACAGUUUCCCAGCCCGGUUUGGAGGGAUCCACUUUGUGAACCAGCCGUGGUACAUUCACGCCAUGUACACCAUCAUCAAACCUUUCCUCAAAGACAAGACCAGGAAACGGAUCUUCCUGCAUGGUAACAACCUGAACUCGCUCCACCAGCUCCUCCAGCCCGAGUGUCUCCCCUCAGAGUUUGGAGGAACUCUCCCUCCGUACGAUAUGGGGAUCUGGGCCCGGACGCUGCUCGGACCGGAUUACAGCGACGAGACGGAGUACACGCUGACCUACGACGCUCUGCACGUCAGGGAGGGAGGAGGAGGAGGAGGAGACAAGGAGCUGAUGAAGAGGUCUCAGUCGGCGAUGGAACCAGGAACUCUCCGGCAAACGGACAGAGAGACCAGCACACCGCUACUGGCCCUGGACUGAACACACACACACACACACACACACGCACACACAAGACCCGUCUCUCUCUCACACACACACACACACACACACACACGUUCUCGCUCACACACCAGCUGUGUAUUAAGCCGGUGGAUUUGAACUCGCGUACUUUUAGUCCUGUUGACCUGAACUCUGACAGUGACUGAACACACACACACACACACACACACACACACACACACACACACACACACAGUCUGUCUCUGAGCCGUCUAAUGCCUCUCUCCAGCCGGCAGCAUCUGUCCACGGAUGUCCAACGACACGCACACACACACACACACACACACACACACACACACACACAC